AUGCAGGACCAACUUGAAGCAUACCGGGACGCAGUCGAUGAACAGACGCUGGAGAUUUCGCUGCUGCAUACAAAGGUGGAGGAACUAGAGCACGAGAAAUUGAGUGUGGAAGCCAAACUCAUCGAAAUGGACGAGCGGGAGAGCGAUGUCGACGCUCUGAUGGGCGACGCGAAGGCCAAGUUCGAGAUGGAGAAGGCCGUGCUCAUGGCGGAGCUGGAUGAGCUCAAGCGGAAGCUGAAGCAGCAGCGGAUGCUAAACGAACAGCAGCAGCAGGUUCAGGAGAGCAAGACGGUGGUGAAAGACGAAGAGGAGGAAGACGCGGUACGAGGUCACGCAGGUGCUGGCAUGGAGGACCUGGAAAAGCAGCUUGAAAUGCUGCAAGAACUGCGCGUCCGAGACAAAAGCACCAUUUUAGAGCUGAAUCAGCGUAUUCUGCAACAGCAGAGCGACCUGGAGAGUCUUGCAGAGCAUUUAAACGUCGAUGUUGUGGUUGAAAGUGCUGUUGAGGCCGCUUUACAAGCGCAGAAGGCGAAACUCGAGAGUCUUGAGCACGAGAAUGCAACGCUGAAGAGGCGCUUAAGAGAGCAGCGUGAGCUGGCGCAGGAUCUGGAGCUACGACAAGGUAUCGUGGAGAAGCAGCUCGUGGAAGCAGAGGAGUGGAAUGCCAAGUACGAACAGCAAGCUGGACUGGAAGAUGUGGUGAAGUACCAGAAGAAGCUGCGCGCACAGCUAGAACAGCAGCAGAAGAUGAAUGUCAAGCUGCGUCAAGAUCUAAACGAGCAAGUGGAGGCAGCUGGGAGACUGCAUGUGGCGUUUGAGCGACUAAAGGCGGACGCUGGCAAACCUGCCAGUUUUGAGUACGAUGAUCUUGCGAUUGCGGAUCAUUUGAAGGGCCAAUUGGCGAUCAACGGCGCUGUAAUGAGGCAAAUGGAGGUGCAGAUCCAGGAGCUGGAGGCUGAGCGACUACGAUUCCUGAAAAAACUGAGAGAUCAAGCGCGACUGGCCGGCCACAAACUCUAUGAGCAACACGGCUUGACAACGGAAGAGUGGGGCGCUGUAGAAGAGUUUAUUGAUCGCGUAAAGCAGACGCCAGAGGUUGCAAAGCGGCUUUUGGAGACCGAUUGUGAGCUUGAUUCUAUUGAUGAGCUCGAGCGGAAACUUGACGUCAGAUGUGAGGAAAACGCGAUUCUGCUGAAAGACAUGGAGCAGCUUCAGAGUGAAUUGGAGGAAGCGCGAGGUGAACUAUUGCGUGCACUAGACACCGCAAAGACAAAGGCGCAACGACAAGAGGGCGUGAUCUACCAUUUGCGUGCGGAAAUUGCGUCGCUUCGUAAGGAACGUGAGCAGAAGGAUGGCAAGAAGGAUGCGAAGCUUACCGAAGAGGUUCACACCCAAUCUUACGCAGGAACACAAACAUCGCCUGAAACUGCAGAUGCGGAUAAUAUUGCUCUGGUUGUAGCCAAAGCUAUUGAAACGCAGUUUGCACUCCUCCAAGCCCAGACGGGCUCGCUGCUGCCUUCUAAGACGCUGGCUACACCAGCAAAAGUUUCAGUUAAUCCGGCCAGUCCCGUGUCUCGAACGACCGUGGAUAAUCUGGCGUUUGAGAGCGAGGACCAGAUGAUGCAGCAAGUUGACCUUAUGCGGGAACUGAACGUGUGUCUGGAUGAGUUAGUGGCGACAGAGGCACGUAACGAGCAGCUCCAGACGCAACUGCAUCAGCAUGAAGAGGUAUUCCAGUCCCUGAUGGAUCAGCACACUGUCCUGUACCAGCAUUUCUUCCAGAUGCACGCGCAGUACACCAACGCUGAGAUUCGCCUUCGUCAUGAGCUGGAGCAGGUAGCAGAGGAGAAAAAAGACUACAAGCUCAAGUGCGGGCGGUACGAAGCGGGAUUCCAUUUGCUCGGCGUGCAGAACCAGCAGAGUCUAACGCUGACUGGUGACUUACUUAUCAGCGGGAACGAAGCGCAGUUGCGCUCCGAGGUGAUUGAACUGACUCGAAAAGUUGCUGCGUAUGAAGUGAACGAAGCGCGACUCAAGCGGAAAUGCCACCAACUGCAUAGCGAAUGGCGAAGCAGCACGGAGCACAACAAGCUACUUAAACGUGAGUGGAGCGAAAUGGAGAGGACGCUCAAGUAUCGCGUCUUGUACCUGGAAACGUGGAAACAGGGCGCUGACGAGAUGAUUGAGCGCAUGGAGAAGACGUUGGAGAAGAGCGUGUUGCGGGAGUUUGCAGACAGUCAACAACGGACGGUGGCGGAUGUUCUCAAGAAGUACAACGCGUUAAGCGAGUCUUACGCAAAGAUCCAUGCCAAAUAUCUAGAGAUGUACGACUUGCCUGCUCAGCUGAGUCGAACACGACACAGUCUCAUGGUGUUGCAGGCGGAGAAGAGCGCUCGUAAGGACGCUAGAGCAGUCGACUGUGACCCUGCGGUUUUGCAAGAUCGGAUAACCCAGUUGGAGAGCGAGCUACAAAAGCAAAUGGAGCACAACAGACUUUUGUACGAGAGGAUCAACGAAGUGGAGCAGCUCUACGAGAGUCUCGCGCUGGAGUGCGCCAAGUACAAGGACAUCGCGUCACUUGCUGCGUCGCAGGCUAACACACUGACGAAGCGAGCAGCGCAGGAACAGGGCAAUCGGGAGCAGCAAGAAGAGCAGCUGCGUGAGCUGAUGGCAUCGUCGGAAGAUCACGCGAUCGUAGGCGAGCUCCAGCACCAGCUGAUGCAGAUCAAGGCGACGUAUCAGCAGUUCCUCGUGCAGUACGACCUGGUCACAGAAGCGCAGCAGCAGAUUCUGUUGAAGAACCAACGCCUUGAGUUGGAGAUGGAGAAGACAGCGCAGGAGCUGUCUGCGACUCGAGAGAAGUCCAGCGACAGAGUGCAAACUCUGGAGAAUGCGAUAGCGCAGGUCAAAGAGCGCGACUGGACGGCUCGGAACACCAAGUGGGAGGCGUUCCGGAAGCGCUUGGACGCUCUGGAAAGCGACAUUCAGGUCGAGCAGCAACGUCGCAAACAACUUGAGAAAGAUCUGGAGGACAAGCGAGGGCAACUGCCGCUGCUAGACGUCAAACAACCAGGAAACCAGAGUGAAGUGGGUCGACUAAAGAGUCGCGUGGAUGCGCUUGAAACACGAGAACGGCUGCUCAUGGGGCAGCUUGAGGCGGCUGCGAAGGCAACGGGCUCGAAGGAGAGGGAAAUCCGGCUGCAAGCUGAGCUUAGUGAGACGAAGGCACUGAAUGAAGAUCUCAUGCGUCAGGUGGAGGCGAUCCAAGCGCGAGUCUCCGAGCUGCUGAGGCUGAAUGGAGACCUGGAAGCCGAGAAGCGUGAGCUAAGAUGCAAGUUCGAAGAUCUGGAGUUGGAUUUACAGGACGCGCGUACAGGGAUCGCAGGCGGGGAGACACGACGCCACGAUAACCAGCGAGAUGACUCUAGUCACUCGCCGUUGAUGCGACAGAAAGUGGGUCUGUACGAGAAGGACCAGGCGGAGCUACAACAAGCAGCUCAAGUGACGAUCGCCAGCUUGAAGCAGCUCGUUGAAGAGAAGAACACGCUCAUCAAUGAGUAUCAGCGGAAACUUGCAGUAGUUCGGGCUUCAAGUGCGCAAGAUAAGGCGCAGGAUCGACUGGAGACAACUCAACUCAACAAAAAGCUGUACGAAGAGAACCAGCGGAUGAUCGGGCAGCUGAAAGAAGCGAUGAGUACUAUCAGCAGUAUGGAGAGAUCGGGCAAGAGCAAACAGGCUCUGCAAGCUGCCCAGGAGCGCCAUGACCAUGUUCUGCAGGAGUGGAAGCAAGCUGAGAUCGCGUUGGAAGGCGCAAAACAGUCGAUUCGAGAGCUGCAGAUGGAACGCGAAGUGCUGAGGAACGAGAGAGACCUUGCUGAAGCUCGUGCAGGAGAGGCAUUGGAAGAAAUCAUUCUGCUGAAAGAGAAAGUGGUCGAAUGCGAGAAGCUCAGGCAGAAGUUGGAGCACCAAGUUGCGUUCGUUAAGCGCGAUGUGGCGAGGAAGGAGGAAAAACUCAAGGCGCUACGUGACGCGAUCAUCAAGCUGAAGGAAGAAUUCUUGAAGGCGGAAGAUCGCCACGCUAUUGAGAUCGUCAAGGCGCAGCACGCCAUGAACCAGGAUUUGAGUGCUCGGAAGCGGAAAGAGAAGGAACGUCGCGAGGAAGAAGAGGACGGGUGGAAGGAGGAGAAGACGCGAUUGCAGAGCCAGGUGCAGAUGCUCCAAGAGAAGUAUGCGCUACUCAAGAAGAAACAUGAGCAGCUAUCGAGACGGAAGAAGAAAGUUGGGAGCGAGGAGAAGGAGGAGAAAGACGCCGCGUCGGAGGUCGAUGUGCAGAUAUUGAAGGAUGAAGUCGAACGGCUGAAGCGGUUGGUGAAGGACAAAGUGGUGAGUGAAGCGAGGGCAGUGGAAGAGUUGGAGAAGAAGAUCAGGAUCCUACAGGCCCAGAAUCUCGCGCUGCGCGAGGCUUCCACUCAUGCGCCAGUGGUGCCGACGGAAGUUGAUGCGAAGGCGAAACGCGAGCAGCUUGAGAGUGAGCGGAAGCUGCAGCGUCGUGUGGACAUCUUGAUGUUACGACUCAAAGAGAAGCAGGCGGAUGUGACCAGUAAAGACAGUGAACUUGAACGUUGCAACGAACAUGUAGCCAAUUUGGAGGCGGAGUUGCAGGCACAGCAAGCGAAGAAUGAGAAGGAGCGUUUGGCACAAGUAGCGACUGCAGCACCGGCAGUCUCUUCGUCAGUGAAGCAGCAGUUGGAGGAAGUGGAGCGCCAGAACACUUUCCUCCAGGAAACGUUGGCGCUGAAGCGGAAGGAAUGGGAAGAUUCGUUUACAACCCAAAUGCAGCGGUACGAGACGCAGCUACAGCGUCUACGUCGUCGACUUGUUCAGUAUGGAAUUCCCUCGACUGACGAUGAUGUUGACGAUGACACGAAAGAGCACGAGCCUCAGACGCGGCUGCGGAGAGAAGAGCAGCGUUUCCUGGUCGACCAAGACGUUCGGGAAGAGCUCCUUGCUCUUGGUGACGAGAUGCGUAGUAAAGAGCAGGAUAUGGUGGCGAAAGACACGAAGUUACUCGACCUGGAGCUGGAGAUCGAAAGUCUGCGGCUGGAGUACAAAAGGCUACAGCGGAACAACCAGCAGCGUGGGAAGGAUGGCAGUGAGGAUACCUCAUCAAAGCAACGUCGAGCGGCGAAAGGCGUCGCUGCAGGCCGUGGAUCUUCUUGGGCGAAUCAGGAACGACUCGAGCUUGAGGAGGUGAUUGAGAACAUGAAAAAGGUGAUCGAGAAACUUCGUGCCGAGAACGAAAAGCUGAAAAAGGCUGCGACAAAGCAGGCGGCGAUAUCUCCCGAGCGAGUGGACGCGAUGCGACGCAAAUUGAAGGAGCACAAGGAGGCUCGAGAACGACUCGAAACUCAAUUGGAGAAGCUGCAGCUUGAAAGCGGCGAACUGAAGAGGGACAAGCUGAAACUUCAGCAGAAACUCCGUGCUAAGGCGUCGUCUUCCAGUUCCAAGAGCGAGCAUAACGCGCUGGAUCUUCUGCUGAAGGAGAAGGAUCGGCUGUUGCUGCAGUCCGAGAAGGAGCUGGCGGAGCUACGACGUCGAGUGCUUCAACUGGAGUUGCUACUUGAACGUGACGCCAACAUCGAAGAUGUUGGGCAGAUACAGCAUGGACUGGAAGAACGCGUCAAGGAGCUCGAGACGCAAGUUCUCGAACUGGAGGACGAAAACACGAAGCUAACCAACGAAUUGGCGGCAUUCGACGAGGACUUUUUUGAGGAGAUCGAAGAUCUGAAGUACAAAUACGCACAAGCUGUGCGCGACAAACGCAAAUUGGAGAAGAGACUUUCGCGAAGUGCCGCCGACGAGGCUUCUCCCAAAUCGACGUCUUCGCGGCGUAGCAGAAGCUAG
Messenger RNA from Phytophthora infestans T30-4, 5904 nucleotides. RefSeq names its product centrosome-associated protein, putative. The record is from RefSeq and is a predicted model, not a curated record. The transcript is spliced from 7 exons. Lineage: Eukaryota; Oomycota; Peronosporomycetes; Peronosporales; Peronosporaceae. Bases 1 to 5904 code for a protein of 1967 amino acids.